Molecule: messenger RNA, 5345 nt
Organism: Hippopotamus amphibius kiboko
Lineage: Eukaryota; Metazoa; Chordata; Mammalia; Artiodactyla; Hippopotamidae
Gene: RIMS4
Product: regulating synaptic membrane exocytosis 4
Exons: 7
Coding region: 142-1041 (299 amino acids)
Biological process (GO): regulation of synaptic plasticity; positive regulation of synaptic transmission; regulation of membrane potential
Cellular component (GO): cytoskeleton of presynaptic active zone; presynaptic membrane
Molecular function (GO): transmembrane transporter binding; small GTPase binding
Source: RefSeq, a predicted model, not a curated record
CCCCGCCGCGGAGCCCCGGCCCGGCCUCGGGCGGCCGCCACCACGCCGCGCGCCGUACUCCGCGUCAAGAAUGGGGCGGCCAAGCUGCCCAAGCCGGCCGCCGCCGCCGCCGCGGCCGAGGCGCCCGGCGCCGGCGCGGGCAUGCAGCGCUCGCAGAGCCGCCUCAGCCUGUCCGCCUCCUUCGAGGCGCUCGCCAUCUACUUCCCGUGCAUGAACUCCUUCGACGACGAGGAUGCGGGACCUCAGGAGUCUCUAGGAUGCGAGGUCUUCUCGCCUCCCACCGCCCCCAGGGACUCCUGGAUCAUCUGCAUUCACUCCUUUUCCUCAGGGGACAGCCGGAGGUUGAAGGGGGCCAUCCAGAGGAGCACAGAGACAGGCCUGGCGGUGGAGAUGCCCAGCCGGACACUGCGCCAGGCCAGCCACGAGUCCAUUGAGGACAGCAUGAACAGCUACGGCUCCGAGGGCAACCUUAACUAUGGGGGAGUUUGCCUGGCGUCGGACGCCCAGUUCAGUGACUUCCUGGGCAGCAUGGGGCCAGCACAGUUUGUGGGCCGCCAGACCCUGGCCACCACGCCGAUGGGGGACGUGGAGAUCGGCUUGCAGGAGCGGAACGGUCAGCUCGAAGUGGACAUCAUCCAGGCUCGGGGACUGACGGCCAAGCCAGGCUCCAAGACACUGCCAGCGGCCUACAUCAAGGCCUACCUGCUGGAGAAUGGCGUCUGUAUUGCCAAGAAGAAGACCAAAGUUGCUCGCAAAUCGCUGGACCCACUGUAUAACCAGGUGCUGCUGUUUCCCGAGAGUCCCCAGGGCAAAGUCCUGCAGGUGAUCGUGUGGGGGAACUAUGGGAGAAUGGAGCGGAAGCAGUUCAUGGGUGUGGCCCGAGUACUGCUGGAGGAGCUGGACUUGACCACCCUGGCCGUGGGCUGGUACAAGCUCUUCCCCACCUCCUCCAUGGUGGACCCAGCCACAGGCCCCCUGCUCCGGCAGGCAUCCCAGCUGUCCCUUGAGAGCACCGUGGGGCCCUGUGGCGAGAGAUCUUAGUGCCGGGGAGGGGGAGGGGCUCCCCGAGAUGGUCUGGAGACCGCCCAGCCCCGACCUGGGACCCCAGGCCCAGGGGCACAUUGAACAGAGGAGGAUGGGGUUCUCCCCCUUAGCGGGGAAGCAGAACGGGGAGACCUGCCCCCCCAGGGCCCCUCCUCACCCCUUCUUUGCCUCCUACCCUCUGAGACCUUCCCUCUCCCGAUGGGAUUGGCUGCACUUUUGACUUGGCCGGUUCUUUACCUGGUGGAUGUGGCUGCAAUCCGGAGAAAGGAAAGACCUAGGUGGCAGAGCAAACCAUCCUCCUGGCCCAGACACUGUCCGACCGCUCCCCCUUUUUGCCUCCUUGGAAGCUCGCUGCCCGGAGCCAAGUCCAGAACCCAGCGGCCAUCUCCAUGGUGCCAAUUACCAGCAAGUGUCUUUCCUGCGGCACCGGGUUCAGGCAGCUACUCCUGCCCCAGAGCUAAUGGGGCAGCUUUGCAAGGAUCCGGAGCCAGCUCCGGGGGGCCCUCAAGCCCCCGACUUGAAGAGGAGCUCAGGCCUCCCUCCACCUGCCCGUGGAAGGAGCUUUGCCGCAGCCUGUUCGAGUCCAUCUGUCUGUCCCCUGCCUGCACCUCUUCUUGUGGCUCUAGGACUUAGGGUCCAGCAGGGACCAGAGGAAAGGAGGGGGUGCCCGGGGCCUGGCAAAGACCCCCAGGGUACCUCCCUCUGUGGGAUUGCCUCAAGCUAGUUUGCAAACCGUUGGUGGAGUGGAAAGAACUCUUGUCAUCUGUGUUUAGGCAGAGGAGCUGUGGGACCCCGAUUUUUGAGAACCCCAUCCUCAGAGAGCUCACCAUCUCUGAAUUUUGGGGAUGCUGGAUUGGAGAGGGAGUCUGAGGACAGCUGGGAUUGGAACUGGUGGUGCCAAGGUGAGGGUUUCCCAAGUGGGAGAAUUCCUCCUUGUUGGAUAAGGCCAAAGGUUAUCUUGUCUGGCCCUCUGCCUCCAGGCUAAGGGUCUGGGGAGGCAACAGAGCGCCCUAAUUUUAGUCUUUUUAAACAAACCAUCCUGUACUAAGGGCAGAACCCUCUCCCUGGCCUCAGUGACCUUGGCUCAAGGAGAGAAAGAGAGUGCGGAGAGGCAUAAGUGUGAGAAUGGGAGAUUCCUUCUCUAACAGGCCUGGGAGCUGCCUUCCCUGCCAGGCCCUCCCCCGGGCCUUCAGGAGCCCUUCUGCAUGCUGGGGAGGACGCAGGCUGCCCCUCUCUGUAGAAGCACAUUUCUGCCACCUCCCCUGGGAGGCACCCAGCCGCCUGCUACCCACACCCCCUAUCAUUACCCAGUCCUGCUCUGUAGGGCGUAGUCCUGGUUAGCCAGGUAGGCUUAGUGUGCCAGGCCCUGGGUCUAGUCUUAGUUCACAUAGAGUCCUUACAGAGUCCCUGGACAGGGGUGAGGGGAGAUGGAGUCCAUUCCAGGAGUUGGCCUUCUCCUCGCUGGCCUGGCCUGGGCCUGGGCCUGGGCCUGGAGCGGGAGCCUGGUUCACUUGGAGGCUGGCCCCUCCCCCUCCUCCCCUUCCUCUCCCUCCCCAUGUAGGGUUGUAGCCAGAGCUGCCCAUGAUACUCAGAUAUUCUGAUUUAUUACCCUUGGUACUGAUUUUAUUUAAGAAGCACUCCUGAGGAUGUGGGCCUUGGCGGAGGGGGCCUGGGCUCCAUCAGGGGAGGUGGUUUUGCACUGAGGAUGCCCAGCCGUGUUGAGUCCCACCCUGUCCCCAGGCCCCCUCUAGGGUCUUGACCAGGUGAUUCCUUCCACCUGGAACUCCCCCCUCCCCUUAGCCUAUUUGAGCCAUGGGCAUCCUUUAAAGUUCCAGAUGAGUUGUAGCACCCUCAUGAUCCAGGAGGCCUUGAGGCCUCCCUGGGCUUGUGGUGGCUGGAGUCCCAAGGCUGGGGGGGGAGGCUGUGGGGCUCUGGAGGCCCAGAAUCAGCCCCUCCCCCGUGCGUUUUUUUUUAAACCAGUGUGAUUUCUCUGCCGUUCGUUUAUUACUCACCCUUCGGAAUAUUUGGAGCCAGGAGAGCGCCUUCUCUCUCCAGCUGUCACUGCUCUGGGAGUUCAGGGGUAGCUUUUCAAAGACGGGGCGGAGCCUGGCUCUGUCAACCAGAGGGAGCGGGGGUGCGGUCUGUGCACCCCAGCCUGAGUCCGCCCUCCGCCUGGGUCUGCCCUCGGGUGUCUGCACAGCCUGUAUAAAGAGAGAGAGCGCGCUCCAAAGCAAUAACAUCCAGAGGGUGGUCACCGAGGGCCCCCCUCAAUGACUUUCUUGUUUGUUCUGUGACUUCUCAGCUCACCUCCUGGAGGGGUGGGCGGGGUGAGGGCUGGAGCCCUCUUUCUUUGUAUCAUCCUUGUUAGCACAUGGCCGCCCUCCAAGGGGCUCCGACCAUUUGGCGUGGGAAUCCCUGUCUGUCCUCACCAAGGGACGGGGGUUUGGGGAGGGGGUGACUAUUCCCAUUAAUAGCUUUGGGGAACCUUCAAGCCCGCUCCUGUCUGAUCCUUUGCCAGCGCAAACUCCCCCAUUUGGAGAAGAGCAGGAGUUGGGGGGAUUAGGGGUGGGGGGGCUGGGGUCUCUAGGGGAUAAUUCUUUUUUCAAUCUCUGGGCCAAAGGUCACGUGCAGGGGUAUGGUGGGAGGGAGUCCUCUCCACUUUCCUUCUCCAGAGCCUUCCUGUCACACUGAAGGGAAAGGGGCUUUGGGGUCAUUAGUGAAAUUGUUUCCAUUUUACAAAGAGAUCAGGCCUCUGGGGUCACCUGAGUUUAUAGCACCCCCAGCCUGGGCCUCCUCCUCCCACCGGAGGCUGGGCUGGAACCAGGGCAGGACCAGAUGGGGCCGUCAUUUCCCACGAUACUUCCUCUGCCCUUCUCUUUGGCCUUCUCCCAGGGGCCUUGAAAAGAUGGGCAGUGCCGAUGGUAGCCCAUCUGAAGAGGGGAGGAAACUGAGGCUUAGAAUCAGUAAAUGGCUUGCCCGAGACGAGACCCCUCAGCAAGCGAGCAGUGAGGCCAAAACGGGGGCUCCACUGUCUCUCCUCCUUCAUGGGACAGAAGACCGUUGCUCCAGGGCACAACUGCCAGAAUAAGUAUCUGUGACAUGUAAGCCCUGGGCCACCCAGCGCUGCUUGGUUCCUUCCCGAUUGGGCCAGUAACUUUUCUGGGCCUGGGUUUGGGGGUUAGGGUUGCCAUAGAGACCUCGCUCUCCUGGGGGUCUGGCCUGACUAACUGAGGCUGUGCAGGAUUUGGUCCAAGUCUAAGUGGUUGGAGGGGUGCCGCCAAGGGGCCACAAGCCCUCCGGAGCCAACCUGAGGGAGGCAAGACACCACUUCCUCCCUGGGGGGGUGUGGGAGUGAGGUGGCUGUGGUACACCUCAUCUUAAGGAAAUCCUCACCAGACCUUCAGAUGUAAUAACACCUGAUCUUCCUGUAGUGCUUUUCAAACUUUUUUUUUGUUUUCAAAAGCUUUUACCUCACGUGUACCCUCACAAGAGGCCCUGGGCAGUCGACGGGGGCCUGUGUUAGCAGCCCCAUUUUACAGAAGAGGAAGCUGAGGCCCUGGGAGGGGAAGGCACCCGCUAAGGUCCCACGGUGAGCUGGUGGCUGGGCCCGGAUGAGAACUCAGUUCUCCAACAGUUCAGAGCUCUUCCUUCGACAGGGGGUGAGGCAGAGAGUUGAGGUCAUGCACUUUACAAGCUGACCUACCAUCCAGCUCCUUACAUCAAGAGCUCAUGGGCACACCUUAGCGUUCAGAGGCACCUCUGAGCCCUGCUGCCCUCGGAGCACAGCUGUUGCGUCAGGCAAGGCCACCUGCAUUUAUUUAUUGAGCAGCAGCCCUGUGCCAGGCCCAGGGGAUGGGGGCGCCCCACCCCAUCCCCCAUUGCCCUGUGAUGACGCCCUCGGGCUCUGGGAGGCCCCGUGUCUGUACAGCAGCACCUCCGAGUGGACGGGAAGCUUUCCUGUCCUUGAGCUCAUCUGACUCACAAACCCUGUCGGGGAGGCGCUGACUGUGCCAAUUUGACUCAUAGCUUCUGGGAGGGCAAAGUGGAGACUUGAACCCGGGGCCUCAGGUGUCACCUCUGGAUCCCUUUUACUCUACCACUGCCUUCUGAGGGGGUGGCAGGAAGAUAGGACCCCUGGUCCUCAGGCCCACUCUCUACUCACGCAUCUUUCCCCCCUUCCCUUUCUGGGAGCAGGAGCCCCUCAGGCUUAUGGGGGAGGGAGGGUUUCUUGGGCCCCUGGGUUGGAGUGGGUCACGUUGCAUUGUGUUCAUGACCAUGUAGCUCAUGUUGAAAAUUAAAGU